AUGGCAUUGAUUGUGGAUCAACAAUCAAACUUCAAACACUUCUGUAAAAUUUGCAAAAAAGGCUUUGGAUGUGGAAGAGCAUUGGGAGGACAUAUGAGAGCUCAUGGGAUAGGCGACGAAAGUGGUCAAAUGGAUGACGAUGAUCCGGCGAGCGACUGGGAAGGUGGCAAUGCCAAUAAUAUUGUUCCACAAACAAGUAACAAGCGCAUGUAUUCUCUUAGAACAAAUCCUAAUAAGCAAAAAAGUUGUAGGGUAUGUGAGCAUUGUGGCAAAGAAUUUUUCUCUUGGAAAGCUUUUCUAGAACAUGGAAAAUGCAACUCAGAUGAAGCGGAUGAAGAGUCUCCUGAAUCCUCUCCAGAAUCAAACGCUAUGGCCGACGAUGGUGACGGCGAUGGCGCCGAUGGGAGGAGAGGAUGUGGUUGGUCCAAAAGAAAAAGGUCAAUGCGAACUAAAGUAGGUAGUUACAAUAAUAAUAAUAAUAAUUAUAUUUGUCCUUCAACCGAAGAAGAAGACCUAGCAAAUUGUUUAAUGAUGUUAUCAAAUGCUAUUGUGAAUCCCCUUGAGGCAGAACCAGAAGAAUCAUGUGCCUCAGCUUGUAGAGAUGAAGAAAGAAGAAAUCCUAUGAAUUUCAUCGCACCAUUGUCUUAUAGAAUCCCUUAUGAAACCAAUAACAAUAACAACAACAACAUCAACAACAAAGCCAAAGGUGUUGCAAAGGGUUUAUUUGAAUGCAAAGCAUGCAAAAAAGUUUUCAACUCCCACCAAGCUUUAGGUGGCCAUAGAGCCAGUCACAAAAAGGUUAAAGGAUGUUUUGCUGCAAGACUUGAUCAAAACCUUGAUGAAACCAUAGCUGAGGAUGAUGUCAUGACACAUGAUGAGUUCUUCCCUCCAAAAUCAAUCUCAACUCUACAAUAUGAUCAAGGAACCUCUAGUAACCCUACAUUAAUGCCUUCUUCUUCUUCCAAGAGAAAAUCAAAAGUGCAUGAAUGCUCAAUUUGUCAUAGGAGUUUCUCUUCUGGACAAGCAUUAGGUGGUCACAAAAGAUGUCAUUGGAUUACAUCAAAUGCACCUGAUACAUCUACAUUGGCAAGGUUUCAACAAUUUCAAGAUCAUAUGGAACAAAUACCUAAGUUUGAUAAUUCUUCUGAGCCAAUUGAUCUUAAACUUGAUCUUAAUCUUCCAGCUCCUACCAAUACACAAAUUUACAUGCAAUCAUGGGGUGCAACUGCAAACCCUAGCGCAAAUGCAAUAAAGGACAAUAAUAUUAUUAAAGAAGAUAAUAGUAGCCAAUGUAUGAUUCAACAAAAUCAAAAUAACAACCAAGUUGAUCAAAAUAAUGACACUCAUGAUGAAAACAACAAAAACAACAACCUUAAUUCUUUGGUACAAAACAUUGAUAAUAAUGAAGAUGAUAGUAAGGUUAAGUUGGCAAAAUUAAGUGAACUAAAAGAUGUAAUCAAUAUUGGUGGAAGCUCUUCACCUUGGUUGCAGGUUGGAAUUGGUGCAACAACCGAUGUGAGGAAUGAUACGUAA
Messenger RNA from Vicia faba (fava bean), 1533 nucleotides. NCBI's taxonomy places the organism in Eukaryota, Viridiplantae, Streptophyta, Magnoliopsida, Fabales, Fabaceae. The record is from the annotation of a GenBank genome assembly.